Balaenoptera musculus (blue whale) is the source of this 2296-nucleotide messenger RNA. RefSeq names its product coiled-coil domain containing 125 (gene CCDC125). The record is from RefSeq and is a predicted model, not a curated record. NCBI's taxonomy places the organism in Eukaryota, Metazoa, Chordata, Mammalia, Artiodactyla, Balaenopteridae. Gene Ontology annotation, cellular component: cytoplasm. Gene Ontology annotation, biological process: negative regulation of cell motility; negative regulation of Rho protein signal transduction. The transcript has 13 exons. Bases 487 to 2142 code for a protein of 551 amino acids.
UGGAGGAGUGGCGGCUCGCGCGGCUUGGAGUCUCGGCGUCCGGUGAGCGCGCUAAGGGGGUGGAGGAACGGGGGCGGCGCGAGGCGGCUGGGGUCCAGCUCUCGUAGCCCCGCUCUUGGUUCCUCACCCGCCAAGGACAGUGGAGAGGGUCCGGGGCUGCGCAAAUUCGAGAAACUCGGCAGGUUAUGCGCAAGCUGGUAAACUGGCUCCUUCCCCUCUUGCUAGUUGAAUGGCCUCAUCUGAUAUUGUAGAAAUAAGGAACAGAUUUGAAAGACUCUUUCUACCUCUCUCAUCUCCUCCUUUAUUAUUAUUUUUUCUAUAUUUUUCUGCUAAUUAUGAGCCUUAAAACUACAGCGCGCUAAAUGCAAUGUGGUAUCCUGGAUUGGAUCCUAGAACAGAAAAAGGACAUCAGUAGAGAAACUGGGGAAAUCCUGAUAAAGUAUUUGAUAACUUGUUUAUCCCUACGGUAAAGAAGGCACGUGGCUGAUGAGCAGGGAGGCGAGGCCGCAGAGUGAGACAGAGGGGCAGGCCUGGGAAGCAGAGGACGAUGACAUGGCAGAAGGCGAUUUAGGGUAUGGCCUCAGAAGAAGGCCCGGCGGCAUUUAUGAAGUGCAAGUUUCACAUUUACUUACAUCUAGAAAAAGAUCAGAUGGAAAGACCUUUCGUCCUCCCCCAUUUUCAAGAAAUGGGGAAGAAAGAAACAGUGCCGUUUUUCAGUAUUCCAAGCAUAAGAGCUUGCACGAUACAUACCCAGAAGGACCCCAAAUUCCCUAUCACGGCCGACAAAGUAGCACUGAGGAUGGAUACUGUUUUGCAAGCAAGAUGUUGAAAAUUGAACAUUAUGCUAAGAUGCCUUUACAAAAAUGUGAGGAAACUACUGGGAUAGAAACAAGAAGUAAUAGUAAUGAUUCUAAUUCAGAGUUGUCAAACGUGGAAUUAAGGCAACGUCUUCAUGAAACUUUAGAGGAGGUAGAAAUUUUGAAAACUGAACUUGAGGCAUCUCAAAGACAACUUGAAGGUAAAGAGGAAGCAUUGAGAAUUCUUCAAAGCAAUGCAAUAUUUGGCAAAGCCACAAGUCAUACCCGGGCAGUGCUUCAAAAAACUGUGGAACAAAAGAGAUCCUUGGAGAAGGAAAUAAAUGCCUUGCAGUGGGAAAUAGAAUUUGAUCGCAAUAGAUUUAAAAAUAUAGAGGAAUCUUGGAUCCAAAAAUAUGACAGGCUAAACUGUGAAAAUGCAGUCCUCAAAGAAACUUUGAAACUGAAAACAGAAGAAAUUAAAAUGCUCAAGUCUAAAAAUACAAUUUUGAAUCAACAGUAUUUGGAGGCCCUCGCCCUGCUUGAUAUCAAACAGCAGAAGAUGGCUCAGGAAAACAUGUGCCAGGACACAAGUGGCUUUACCGAGGUUUCAGGUCUUGAGCUUGCAGUUGUGGGAGCCUGCCUUUGUCACGGUCCCAGAGGGAGCCCCUGUACCUGUGCCAGACGGGCAGCAUCUACUCAGAAAAUGCUCCUUCAGGUCAAACAGGAGUUGGAACUUCUGCAGAAGAGUAAAGAAGCAGCCUACAUAAUGGCAGAUGCAUUCAGAAUUGCAUUUGAGCAACAAUUAAUGAGGAAAAAUGACCAGGCGCUAAGACUGACACAAAUGGAUAAAAUGUGUAAGAAAGCAACAAAAGGGACAAAUUGGAAGCACCUUAAAGAUGAUGGGUUACCAUCACAAAGGAGUAAGAAGACCUUAGGGCAGAAACUGUUGGGUAUGCUCCCUUUGGAAAACAGUUCUAAGAGUACUGAUGACCAGCAUGAUCCUCAGGAAGUCUUUAAGAUGCUAAUAGAUUUGUUAAAUGAUAAAGAAGAAGCUUUGGCUCAUCAAAGAAAAGUUAGUUACAUGCUUGCUCGGGCUUUGGAAGACAAAGGCACCACCUCAAAAGAGAAUAAAGGAAAAAAUCCUAUGAAAGACAAUUCUCCAUUAUUAAAAAACCCCUGGCAGAAGACUUCAGAAUUCCCUGUUUUACGUGAUCCUGUACAUUCAAGUGUUCACAUUUUUAAUUCUGUGGGCUGCAUUUGUUCAAUUCAGCACUUUCAAACAGAUCAAAACUACGCAAGAACUCUUAAAAGAUCCUAUUCUUUGCCAUCAAAUAUCAUGUACUGAAGACAAACCAGUUGAAAUUAGAACUGAGAGCUGUUUAUAUCAAGACUUUGAAAACAGACCAUGUAAAUGUUGCUACAUCUUCAGAAGUUGUAUGUUUUCCGGGUAUUUCUAAAUUUGGGGAAGCAGCUUAAAUAAAUGUUCUCUACAAGAAAUU